UCAUUAUUUUCUUUCUUUACAAUCCCAUUAUUCCCAUUGGAAAGCACUUAAUUAUUUACAAUAUCCCAUAAAAAAACUGAAAAGUUUCGAGCUUUCUUGCUCACGUGCUCAAUCUGUAUCUAUAUGCAAGACAAGAUCAUGGAAAUGUACUAGAGAUUUUGUUGGGUUUGUGAGUAUGAGAAGUUUUUUCCAGUUAUAGGAUUGGUUGGUAGGAAAAUUCAGAAGGUGGGAUCAUCUUAAGAAUCAUUUGGGGGUUUCAGUUGAAAGAGUGCUGUAGCCUGGAAAGAUUUACAUAGAGAGUGGUAUAAGUAAAUUAGAAAUUAAGAUGGGAUCUUUCAUAGGUCAUAUUUUGCCAGGAACCUUGUUUCUUCUAGUUGGGGCAUGGCAUAUAUGGGCUUCUGUGGUGAGAUAUGUAUCAGAUCCCAAGACAUUCCAGGUUCGGGUUUGGAAUCCUGUGCUUGGGUUUGAUGGGAGGAUCAAGCACUUGGAGCUCUAUGUUAUUUCAAUCGGCGCUUUCAUUGACUUGUGCAUCGAGCUCUUAGUUGCAACCCAACUCAGGUUUUUUGUAGGUGGAGUCUUGAAUUCUACUUACUUGAAUAACUUUGAGCACUCGGGAAUGCUUCUAAUGUUUCUUAUCUUCGGUGUUGUUUCCCUGCUUUCAGAAAGGACAAGAUAUCUUCCCUUGCCGGGUGGAGCUCUAUGCUUGAUUGCUGCCACAGCAUUCUGUGCAGAGUAUCUUCUCUUCUACUUUCACUCGACAACACACAAAGGCCUUGAAGGCUAUUACCAUGUCCUCCUCUCCUUCCUGAUUGGGCUUUGUAUUUUAUCUUCAAUUGCUGGAGCACUUUUACCAACCAGCUUCCCAGUUGAUUUAUGUUGUGGCAUUUCCAUAGCCCUGCAAGGAAUCUGGUUCUAUCAGACUGCAUUUGUUCUCUAUGGCCCCAUGCUUCCAACUGGUUGUAGCCUCAAGGACAGUAAUAUCACAUGUCAUUCCAAAGAGAGCGAGCUUCGAGGUGAAUUGCUUGCUAAUGUUCAGGUCUUUGUUGCAGUCUUUGCUGUUCUUGUAGGAACUUUAGCAUCCUAUGGGUUUGCAGCUUCAAGAUAUGGGACUUUUGAAGAGCAUUCUCUGGAUUCAGACUUGAUUAGAUCAAGACCAAAGUAGGGUAUGAUGUUAUGUUUCAGUUCAUUUUUCUAGGGGGCCUUGUUUCUUGUAAAAUGUCUGUAAAUUGAAGUAAACAAGAGCUCGUUUGGAUACAGACUUAUUGGAGCUUAUUUACUAGAAAAAGCUCUAGAUAAGCUCCAUUAAGUGCUCUUUGGUUUUCAUCCAAACGGGUUGCAAGUCUAUUAGUGUGGUGUCAUGACUUUUGAAAUUUAAUAUAAAGUACGCAAGGAAGUUAUUAUUUUAAA
Molecule: messenger RNA, 1407 nt
Organism: Lotus japonicus
Lineage: Eukaryota; Viridiplantae; Streptophyta; Magnoliopsida; Fabales; Fabaceae
Exons: 3
Coding region: 326-1162 (278 amino acids)
Source: RefSeq, a predicted model, not a curated record